This is a messenger RNA of Owenia fusiformis, 2792 nucleotides long. The record is from the annotation of a GenBank genome assembly. NCBI's taxonomy places the organism in Eukaryota, Metazoa, Annelida, Polychaeta, Sabellida, Oweniidae.
AGAACAUAGGCUAUCGUUUAUUAUAGGUUUAUUACCAUAUAAAUUAAGAUAUCUGAGCUAUAGCUCCCACAAAGAAAUAUAUACCUGUAGUUAGUUUUCUUAUCAGAAGUGGUUUCUAUACAAGGCCAACGAUUGUCAUUCAAUGCAAAACGCGUUUAUUGCUUACGAUACAAUGACUUUUUUGUAUACUGUGUCAUAUUGUACAAGUAAACAUGUUUUUAUAACUUUGUACAGGAAAUUUGAAAUGUAAAAAUAAACAUGGUUAAACAUGAAUUCUAACGUUAAUUUGACUGAAGGAAUAUACUGGUAUAUAGCGUUCACUCUAUUGAGGAAUCAAUAAAAAACACAGUUGUGCCGAAGUUAAUAUCUCAAAGGUAAAAUUCACAACAAUAAAUAUAUAUUAUGAUUGGGGCAAAGUGCAGGCAAACACAUACCUAUGAAGCAAAGUGAAAAUGACUUCCAACAAAAUAGAUAACGCUAACGACACUUCUGCUAAUAAGGAUAAUACAGCAGUGGGUGAAAGUAUAGGAGAAAUAGCUGAGUGUGAUGAGAGGAUUAUUGCAUGUGGAUAUGGAAGCUGUACACCCGAAGCAUUGCAGAAGUGCAAUAACGCAAAGGUUUUCUUGGCGGUCAUAUGCUUAUUCUGCACAGUUCAAGGUUUUGUUGUGAAUGGUAUCAACAAUGUAAACACAUCUACCCUUGAGCGAAGGUACCAACUCCCGAGUUCCAGGGUCGGCUUAAUCUCCAGCGCCUAUGACAUCUCUGCCGGUAUAUUGGUGAUACCUAUCACCUACUGGGGAGCACAUGCCCACAAACCAAGACUUCUUGCAUUCGCUUCAUUGUGUUUAGCGCUUGGGUCAUUCGUAAUGUGUAUCCCACAGAUAGCUUCUGGACAGUAUCAGCUGGGGAAUGCUGUGUCAGAUGUAUGUUUGGCUGGGAGUAAGUAAUGCUACUGACAAUGGCUGUGGUGAUAUAGAAGAAAGCUUGGCCUUACAGAACUACCUGUAUGUGUUCAUGCUGGGUCAGUUCCUACAUGGAAUAGGAGGAACCACAUUGUACAGCAUAGGAAUUGUAUUUAUUGAUGAGAAUGUUAAGACAAAAGUCUCGGCAUUGUAUAUCGGCAUCAUGUAUGCGUUCUCUGCAGUGGGACCAGCAUUGGGAUAUGUAGCAGGAGGACAGUUCUUAAAUAUCUACGUAGACGCGGCAGUCACAAAUUCAGCAGAUAUUAGUAUCACAGAUGAGGAUCCUAGAUGGGUAGGAGCGUGGUGGUUAGGAUUUGCUAUAGGAUGUUGUGGUUUUGUAGUAGUUGCAGCUAUGCUCUUUUGCUACGGAUACGAGUUACCUGAUGCAAAAGAAGCCAAGACCGAGAGAUAUUCACAGGCACAUCAGGACGGCAGCGAAGAUGUAGCCAAUCGAGAUGGCUUCGGAAAAUCAAUAAAAGACCUUCCAUUGUCAACCAAACUGAUUUUGCUAAAUCCGACCUUCAUGUUCAUUAAUUUGGCUGGUUGCACAGAGGGGUUGAUCAUCAGUGGAUUCGCAACAUUUAUGCCAAAAUUCAUACAGAAUCAGUUUUGGCAAACUGCCGGCAUGUCUGCCUUUUAUGGAGGGUUAGUAGCUGUGAUUGGCGCAGCGGGAGGGCAGGCUCUGGGGGGCUUUAUCGCCAAACGUUUCAACCUGAAGGUGAAGGGAAUGCUGAAACUCAGUAUGGGAUGCUGCAUUGCAUGCGUUGCCUUUGUGCUGAUCUUCCUAGCCCGCUGCGAUAGCGAGAAGAUAGGGGGGAUUACAGUGUCCUACAUUAACAAAACUGAGAUUGAAGAAUCAGCACUAAUUGCGGAUUGCAACCGUGGAUGCAACUGCACAAGUGAAAGCUAUGAGCCAAUAUGUGGAAUAGAUGGCAUUGCCUACUUCACCCCAUGCCAUGCAGGCUGUCUUCGAUCAUUUAGAGACGGAAGCACAAAAAGAUAUGCAAAUUGUUCCUGUAUUGACACACCAGCUGAGUCUCCAUAUUCAGCGACAAGCGGAAAGUGUGAACCGACGUGUAACCUCCUCGCUGUCUUUCUACCAAUAUUCUUUAUCGUUGUGACCUUGACCUUCAUGGUGAGCCCUAUUGGUAUGUCAGCCUCUCUAAGGGUCAUACCAGAUGCACAAAGAUCAUAUUCAGUAGGAAUAAAAUGGGUCAUUAUGCGUUUUCUAGGUACUGUACCAGGGCCAAUCUUGUUUGGUGCCAUAUUUGACAUUGCCUGUAGACAGUGGCAGGAGAAGUGUGAUGAACGGGGCUCUUGCUGGAUUUACGACAACAAUAGUCUCAGUCUCAAUUUGCUAUUAUUAGGACUAGUUAUUAAAAUUAUAUCAGCAAUAUUUUUCUUUGUUGCAUAUCUUUUAUACAAACCACCCCCAGUUGAUGCACCUAUAAGCUUACUGGAUAAACGUGGGAAAACUAUUUCGGAAAAUGUAAACAACAUCAAUACAACUGAUACCCAAAUAGAUGCAGCUCAAGGAAAUAAGUCAAACGGGGAUAUUACGGAUGCAAUAAAAGUGAAAACAGAUCAGGGAGAAGUGAACCCUGUAUUUGUAACAACACUUUAAAUGGAUGCAAUAAAAAUUACAAUAUAUAUCCGAGAAGCAAACGCUGCUUUUGAAACAAUGAAUGGAAAUGACAAUAUGCACAAAGGAAGGGAGAAGCAAACGCUGUAUUUGUAACAACACUUUAACGUUUUGUACAUGCAUUUCAUCGAUGUUUUGUUUCAGACAUCGAUGCAUCGGCAGAAUCACUUUGGGCGAUGAAUAUCGCG